Messenger RNA from Pseudoliparis swirei, 4263 nucleotides. RefSeq names its product R-spondin 3 (gene rspo3). The coding region runs from base 3371 to 4120 and encodes 249 amino acids. The transcript is spliced from 5 exons. Lineage: Eukaryota; Metazoa; Chordata; Actinopteri; Perciformes; Liparidae. The record is from RefSeq and is a predicted model, not a curated record.
UAAAUCAUUGUGAGCCUGUCGGUGACAAAAAGAAGCAUUUUCAGUGGAAGUAACGUCUCAUUUGUUUUGGUUCCAGCCGAUCCCCUCAAUCCUGGACAAUGUUGACUCCUGCUACUCGUUAAAGGUGUUUUUUUAAAAUACAACAACGGCGUACUUUAAAAGCAAAAUCCAAACAAACGUGUUGAGCGUAUUCAGCUGUGCUCUCACAGUUGUGGACGGCUCGAAGACAUUCCUACUUCCAGAUCUCUUUCCCCCCCCCCCUCCAUCCCCCAAAUUCCUCACUUCUUCAUGCUGCAUAGAUUAUUCUGCUCAUACCUCAUCACUGCAAGGUUCUUCACAGGCGAGCUUUGGGCUUGUCAGGUGUGUGAGCGGGAAAAAAAAAAAGAGAGAGAAAAAGGUCAACGUUCUAUCGGUAAAUAGCCAGAUUGUUCCGUCUGUGGGAUCCUUUUAUUGAAAAACAUCCUCUUAGAGCCUUGGCCUGUAUAAAAACAGUAGAUCUAAUUUAUAAAACGCAAGACCUUCACUGCAUGUAUUUAAAUGUUAGAUCAUGUGAACAUGAUACAUAUAUAUAUAUAUUUAUAUGUGUGCGUUCAUAUGGUUUAUCUUUGUCACUAUAGAUUUAUUAUUCACCAUCUCCCUCCAUUUUGCUUAUUCUUUCUCCAUUUUUAUCAUUUGCCUUUUUUUCCACCGUUCUUUUUUUAAUCUUUUUUCCUCAGACAUUCCUUGGCCUCCAAGCGGUUGUUUUCCCCAGGAAUCUGAUCUGGCUCCCCAGCGAGCAUAGCCAUGUCGUGUUUGUGUUCCGAGUCAGGUCGAGGAGGUGUUACUGGGUUUUCGGAGACCCCACCCCUCUGACCUUUGAACCCCUGGCACCUGCCCUGCUGGUCUCCCCACGACUCUUCUAUUCUCACGACCGAGCCCUCGAACAUUUACACACAAUUUACAAUUCCUCCCAUCAGUUUCCAGCGGGCCGGAGAUGCUUAUUAAAGUUAAACCUCUUCCCCCUCUCCUGUUGGCGCUACAUGUGACGCAAGCAUAUUCGAAAUAACAUGGUGCAUGAAGAUUGAUGGGUGAUGUUGCUCUUCAGCAGCUGGCUGCACAUCCAGAUCCUCUUCUUGAGGUUUGGUCUUGGGAUCUGAGGAACUAUUGUUACCCAAUUAAAAUAGAGAAGUAGCUCUGCCCCGCUGCGUCCUUGUAUCGAGAACACCUGUUGACAAUUUAAGCCGGCCAGCCCUUUAGCUUCGUCUCUCAGAUGAUAAAUCAACUCUGCUGUAAAAAAAAACUCCCUGCAAAAAAAAAAAAAAAAGCUCCUGCUGAUUCCUCGCUUGACAUUUUUCCCGGUGAGCUCAAGAAAUGCAUGGUAGUCCAUUUUGUCAAGAGAUAUUAUUAUAACUUGCUGUUUUAAAAAAAUCAAAUGUUUUUAACAAGGAGCACAUGGUUACAAGCGUGUCAUUGUUUCUGUUCGUGUCGUUGCCCCACAUGGAGUUAUUGUAUUCUUACAACACUCUAGACAAAAGAAAGUUAGAGAUAGUGGUUGUAAUUGCAAUGUUUCUAAGCAAAAGCAACAAACCCCACAUGUUGGUAUUUUAUGAGAUUUGUCAGGCUCUGAAAAGGAUUACGGACGCAAGCAGAGGAUCACAAAUGGCAGCGUGAAACUGAUUCCAAGAAGAGGGAAGUCUGGAGAGUUCAAAUGUGUUUUGAGGACCACAGAGUUCCCAAAACAUGAGAUUAAAGACACGGCGACGCCAAACAACCAAACCCCGGGAGACCGCAGCUUUUAUCGCCUUCCAGUGUUUUUGUGGGAAUCACAGAUGCUCUGUGACACCUCCAGCCCUCAAGUUUUAUUUCUCACUGGGAGGUAGUCAAAUCAACUUGUGUCUGUCGUAUUUAUUUCUUGAACAUAGGAAAACUAAAGUGCCCAAGCAUGGCUGAAGUUAAAGCAAUAUAUAAAGAACGUGGGCAAUAUUUCCCCCUGAUGAAAGUUUUAUUUAUUUUAAUUGGUUUUAUUUAUGUUUACCCCAUCAUUGUGAUUUCAUUUCAUCCCUCCUGUGUGAGGAGGCUUUGUAAAAGCUGGUGUUGAUCUCGUGAUGAGACAAAAGAAAACAUAGUCACGCGUUAUUGUGAAAUGGAUCCACAUGAGGAGAUAUUUUGUUGUCACGGUUACACACGGCUCUAUUUACCGUAAGGCUGAGGGGGGAGUGUAUGAUUGUUUUUUUUAAUUGUUUUUUAUCGAUAUGUUAUAAACAAGCUCUGCGGUCAAGAUAUACGAUAAAAGUGUAAUUUUAAAAACAAUGAUAUACAUACACAAAUACGUACAUACACACACAAAUUGUAACAAACUGCUCAAAUAAUCAUGUAUUGAUCAAAUGUUUUAUUGGUCAAAAUAUCACUUGGUGUCUUUAUGAGAGGUGUAAAUAUUUAAGAAUAUUUUAUUUAGUUUUUAAGAUAGAAUUCUCAGUUUCUUGGCUAAUAUAUAUUUUUCACACGUUAAAAAAAGAAAUAAAAAAAUGCAUCUAGUCUUUCUCCUUCAAUAAAAAUCUUUUUAUAUACAAAUCCAGUCUGUAAAUAUGCGAAAUAUUAAUAUUGUUGUGAAACUUUUACGAUGUGUUCUACUUCACUGAAAAGUAGAUUGUCUGUCUCACUCUCCCAAGUUUCUACAUCACAUCGUGCAAAAGUUCUCCUGGACCACCAGCGGCUUCCAGUCGGUCACGCUCCGCUCCGUACACGUCUUAAUACUCUGGUUUUAAAGUGAGCGCAGAUCAACUCAAACUCUGCCAAGUGAAGGUCAAACAUGCGAACAAUAAGCAAAACACAUUUUAGUGGAGUGUGUGAGUGAGUGAGUGAGGGGGGGGCUUUAAAAGACACAGAAUGGUGAGAUUUACUUGACGUGAGGAUAAACGUGUCAUUGUGUAGACAUUACAGUGUCAUCCCACCUCCUGUUUGAUGUGAUAGUGGCUCAGGAGGAAGGUCGUGAAGGACGGGUCAUACGGGAGAGGAGGUGUGUGUGUGUGUGUGUGUGUCUGGAGGGGUAGGGCGGGCGGCGGAGACGAGCCCGAGAGCAGCGAACCCAAUCUCCCAUCAGAUCUUUGCUGUGACUAUCGUUUGAUGCUCUUCUCCUCCGUCUGCUCUCUGCAUGGCAUCCUGCCGGCGUGAGUGAUCUCAUGGAAUGCACAUGGGAUUCUUCCUCAGAAGACAUUCUGCCGAACUGCGCACUCGACUGCUCUCCCGCCCGGACGGGAGCCCCCGCGCGGGUCCAUUUUAAUGAAAUAGUAUGGAUACCUUCUUCUUUUUGUGUGUUGGAAAACGUACAUCGUGGGAUUCGGGAUGUGAUGCGAGGCGUCUUUCGAUGACGCACUGAAAGGCAACGGGGAAAAUGCGGACGCCGUCGUUAAUUUGGAUUCUGCACUUCAUGAACCUCACGAAAGGCCUCGAUGGCACGGGACGUAGUUCCUCCGCCGGCGGACUCUGUCCGGCAGGUUGUGCGACGUGCUCGGCCCCCAACGGAUGUCUGUCCUGCAUGCCUCGCCUCUUCUUCCACUUGGAGCUGGACGGGAUGCGUCAGCGGGGCACCUGUGUGUCCUCAUGUCCCCGGGGCCACUACGGCAAGCGCUCCCCACACAUCAGCACCUGCGCAAGGUGCAAGGGGGUCUGUGCUUCCUGUUUCAGUGAAAGCUUCUGCACACACUGUCACGCUGGUCACUUCCUGUUCCGGGGGAAAUGCGAGAGCAGCUGUCAAGAUGGGCUGAUGGCAAACGCAGCGCUGCGAGAAUGCACAGAGUGCUCUUUCGGCUGUGAGAUGUGUGUGAGCCGGGCCGUGUGUGCGGGGUGUAGAGAAGACCUCUUCGCUCUCCAGGGUCAGUGCCAUCUCACCUGCCCGAGGGGAUUUGAGCCCGACUUGCUGCUCAUGCAAUGCGUCCCACAAGUGCACUGUGAGGUUGGGGGAUGGACAGCUUGGAGUCCAUGCGUUCGCAAAAGGAGCCAGCGGGUCACCAGGAGGGGACAGGAGACGCGCAACCGACCAGUUCUGCGGCCUCCGAGCGUCUACGGUGACCCCUGCCCACAAGUGUCGGAAAUCAGGAAGUGUGUCAUCAAAAAGACACCAGAGCAGGUUGUGAUAAAUUAGAGAGCGGACUAUAGACUAUUUGUUUAUAUUGCAGAGAUAUUCUACUUGUUAUUGCACUUUUUACAUUGGCUGUUGUAAAUUGUAAAGAUGUUUUAAGCUAAGAGAUUUUUUCUAUGCAACCCAAAAUAAAGUAAUGAAAUGGG